CUAUCUGGCAACCCCGGUCUCAGCUCGGCUUCUCUGCUACGUUUGCUCGGCUGUUAGAGACACGGCUGUGAGCCAGAGUGGGAGAUGGACUGAGUGAGGGCGCUCUUUCGACCAGUGCAGCCGAUUUAGCAUUGCAAUACCCAGAAGCUAGGCUGAAAAAUAACUGGCGAUUUCAGGUCGCUGAAUCAACACGAAAACAUAGUGCAGUUAUCAGUCUUUCACAUCCCACUCCAAUCACACUAACACGGCAUUGAUGGUAAUGUAUGCAAGGAAACAACCGAGACUCGGCGAUGGGUGCGACCGAAGAGAUUCUCAGCCCUAUCAGACUCUCAAAUACUCAUCCAAGAGCCAUCCAGGAGGGGACCACCGGCAUGACAAGAUGCGAGACUCUUCAGACGUCACCCCUCCCUGCAAGAUGCUCAGGAGGUCUGACAGCCCUGAAAACAAGCACAUCGACAGCACGGGACACAGUAGAGCAAAGGGUGUCCACACGCACCGCGCCAGAGACAGGGAUGGAGGGACCAGUUAUUCUCCACAGGAAAAUUCUCACAAUCACAGUUCCCUUCAUAGCUCCAACUCGCAUUCUAACCCCAGCAAGACCUCAGACACACCUUAUGAACCUGGUGAUGACUGGUCAGAGCACAUCAGUUCCUCUGGAAAGAAAUACUAUUACAACUGCAGGACAGAAGUGUCCCAGUGGGAGAAGCCCAAAGAAUGGCUGGAGAGAGAACAGAGGCAAAAAGAGGCAACAAAGACUGCUGUUGUCAACAGUUUCCCAAAGGACAGGGACUACAGAAGGGAGGCUAUGCAAGCAUCGGCAGCCCCUGGCUUUACUGGACCUAAGUCUGCCCAGGUGGAAAAGCCUGCAGCAGCACUUGCCACCCAGUCUCAGUCAUCAUCUGGCUCUGGGAGCUUGAAUCCGUCAUCAGGCCCACCUGGGUCGUCGGCGUCUACAGUACCCGUGUCUCCAGUCCUUCAAUCCCCAGCUCCUCCGCUCCUCCAGGACCCCACCCUGCUUCGACAGCUUCUCCCAGCACUUCAGACUGCCCUGCAGCUCAACAAUGCCAGUGUGGACAUGGCAAAAAUCAACGAAGUUCUCACAGCUGCCGUCACACAAGCUUCAUUACAGUCUAUGCUUCAUAAGAUCCUCACUGCUGGACCGUCAGCUUUCAAUAUCACUACUAUCCUCUCUCAAGCUGCUCAACUAUCCAACCAAGCAGCUCAGCAGUCGAACCAAUCACCAAUGUCAUUAACAUCAGACGCCUCAUCGCCAAGGUCCUAUGUGUCUCCGAGGAUCAGCACACCACAGACCAACGCUGGUCCUCUAAAGCCCCUCCUCAGCACACAGCCUGUCAUCACACAGCCAAAAGUAAGCACGCCAUCAGCAAAGCAGGCAUCUCACCCCCAGCCCACAUCCCAGCAGCCCCUCUCCAGCGAUAAGCAGCACAGUUAUGAUGCGACCACAUCUUCCCCACGCACCCUCCAGCGCCAAGGCAGUCAGAGGAGUCCCUCCCCAGGUCCCAACCACGUCGCCUCCAGCAGCAGCAACGCCUCCAACUCGGCCUCCGCUCCCCCUGCCCCCUCAGCAGCCCGACCCUCCUGCUCCUUCACCCCCACCUUGGCUGCCCACUUCAACGAGAACCUUAUCAAACACGUGCAGGGAUGGCCCGCCGAACACGCAGAGAAGCAGGCAUCAAGACUACGUGAAGAAGCUCACACCAUGGGCAGCAUCUGCAUGUCCGAGAACUGCACCGAGCUCAAAAACCUGCGGUCUUUGGUCAGAGUCUGUGAAAUACAAGCAACAUUGCGUGAGCAGAGGAUACUGUUUCUGAGACAGCAAAUCAAAGAACUUGAAAAGCUGAAGAAUCAGAAUUCUUUUAUGGUCUGAGAACUUCUGAUUUGCAAGUCGGAGCAGGUGUCGGAGAAGAGUGGGGACGGGUGGGGGUGGGGAGACCCAUUGCACAUAGUCGGAAGCUGGAGGGAGAACGGGUUGUUCAAUUUCAAUUCCUCUUGAGCCCAGUCUAAACACACACACACACACACACACACACACACACACACACACACACACACACACACACAGGAGCUGUAGUCAGGUUUGCUUUGGACCGUUGGGCUGGGAAUCCAAGAGGGAGAAAUGAAGAGCUGUUGUGGGAGGAUGAGGGGAAGGGGGGAGGGCAAUUUACAAGACUUUGUUUUGUAAAAACCCGUGGCUGGCGGGUGGACGGGGAGGGGGUGUAGAUUUCUUGUAGAUGUUAUUAUCUAUGUUGUAAAUAUGUUUUGUAGAUUGAAGCCAUGGAAAGCCAUGCCUAUCAAAGCUUUUGACAUCCAGACUAAUCAACGCCUAGGCGGCUACAUUCAUUAGCUAGCCUUUUCCUUCAUGUUAACUGGUCAGCAGACUUUACAGCUUCAUUUUGUCAGUUCAUAGAUCACUGAACCACUGAGCAUGUGUGACCUGCGUGGAAACAGAGGAGGAUGUUUGAAGGCAUUUAUUUACACAGAAGCCUAGCAUAAAGCAUAACACACUGUCGUCGAUGUAGUUUGGGUUUUAUUUUAAUUUUUAAAUUUUUUUUUUUUCUUCAAAUCUACUCUGUCUAGAUUCUCUUCCUUCCACCCUCUCGUGGUGAACUGUAACAUGUACUUAGGCGUGGCAGACAUCCCCUCUGUGUGGGUCUGUGCUUCCAGUGGUUCACUGAUUCGUUUUGCAGCUUUCUGGUGGCCCUGCAUUUCCCAGUCUGAAAAUAAACAGUGCCUGAUGGUGUGAUGAGUGAGUGAUGGGGGGGGGGGAAAAAGACAUGAUGGCGUGCUGCUUUGGACCAUUCCCGCUCCACUCCCCUGGCCUCUGCCCUGCCUCACCUCCUCCUGAGACAUCACAACCCUCCGUUUUUUUUUUCUCCCGCACCCUCCCACUGUUUCUGUUCCUGUUUUUUACAUUCAGGUGUCAUCACUGGUUCAUUCCUUUGUACAGUUGCUAAUAGCAGUGCAGUUUUAAGUAAACAUAAGAAAAGGGUUUAUUUAUAAAGAGUUGUUGUGAUGAGAGCUAAAUCAUGACAAUAUCCACACUUGUUUUGUUUGUUUUUUUUGUUUGGGUUUUUUCUCUAUUCCCAAAAGCACCCAAGGUUAGGAGAUGUAUCACAACUGCGAGCGGGUCAGAGGCAGGCGGGUGGGUGUGUAUGUGGAGCACCUCUUGAGUUAGUGCAGGGUAACAAGAGGUCAAAUGUGAAAUGUAUGUAUUGUAAUAAACAUGUUAAACUAAAGCGAGCACUGGUUAUUUCCUUGGAGUGUUAGGUUUGGUUCAUUUGCUAGUGCCUUGUUGAAAGUCUUAAGCCUCAUUCACCUGUUGAACCCACUUUCUGUUUUUUAAUCCCAACAAGAUUAUCUUCAACAAGCAUGUGACACACACACUCGAUUUUCUGGCACGUCCCCGUCCUCCCCUGCCCUGCUCCCCUCUCGUUUGUUUGCUUCCCACUGUUGAAGAGCAGGGUCCUCAGUUGCAAAGGCCUGUUUAUUUCUCCCACCAUAACUAUCUAUUGAUAAGUGAACUGCACCACACAUUCAGUAAAAGGUGACCACAUCAUUGCUUUGUAUAUUGUUUCCUGAAGUAUAUUGACAAAUGAAAUAAAAUAUGCCUUUCCAGGGC
Molecule: messenger RNA, 3640 nt
Organism: Haplochromis burtoni (Burton's mouthbrooder)
Lineage: Eukaryota; Metazoa; Chordata; Actinopteri; Cichliformes; Cichlidae
Gene: waca
Product: WW domain containing adaptor with coiled-coil a
Exons: 13
Coding region: 254-1888 (544 amino acids)
Biological process (GO): positive regulation of TORC1 signaling; regulation of autophagy
Cellular component (GO): nucleus
Molecular function (GO): RNA polymerase II complex binding; chromatin binding
Source: RefSeq, a predicted model, not a curated record